GCUUAUCCUGCUUCUUCGCCGCUCCGCUGUGACGGGUACGUUGCGGCGCGCUGUGUGACGUAGUCGGCGGGCGGAUUUGAAAUUGACAGCAAGGAGUUGGCUCCGUUAACGUUUAGUCACAAUGAGACGAAGCUCAAUUAUUGCUGGAAGCAGCGGUCGGCAAUCUAUGAUGGCACUGAGAGUGCAGGACAGCAACAAGAUGGGUCUUCAAACACCUCAGAUGAAGGACAAAGGUACGUUUGGGAAGCUGAGCAUGAGCAAACCUACACCUGGAACUUCGGAAAGAAAAGUCAGCUUUUUUGGGAAGAGAACUAGUGGGGCUGGAGGUUCACGCAACAGUCAGUAUGGUGUGUUCGGUACAGAAAAGAUCAAGGAUCCCAGGCCACUUCAUGACAAGGCAUUCAUCCAACAAUGUAUCAAGCAGCUUUGUGAGUUUCUUGUUGAGAAUGGUUAUGCCCAUAAUGUUUCCAUGAAAUCACUACAGUCUCCAUCAGUUAAGGACUUUUUAAAAAUCUUCACUUUUAUCUAUGGAUUUCUCUGCCCUUCUUAUGAACUGCCUGACUCAAAAUUUGAAGAGGAAAUUCCCAGAGUUUUUAAAGAGCUUGGGUACCCCUUUCCUCUGUCAAAAAGCUCCAUGUACACAGUGGGAGCACCACACACGUGGCCUCAGAUUGUGACAGCUUUGGUUUGGUUAAUUGAUUGUGUCAAGUUGUAUGCUGCCAUGAGGCAAAAUGCACCAUCGUUUGAUGAUGGACAGAGCUGGGGAGGAGAAACGGAUGAUGGAAUUGUACAUAAUAAGCUUUUCAUGGACUACUGUGUGAAGUGCUAUGAGCACUUCAUGAAAGGGAGAGAUACUUUCGAAGAUUUGGAUGCAGAAGUGCAGUCAAAAUUAAAGGAUUUAUUUAAUAUAGAUGAAUUCCAGAUAGAAGGUUUAGCAGCUGACAACAAAAGACUUCAUGAAGAGAUUGCGAGACUAGAAAAAGAAAAGGAAAGUGAGCCGGAUCGUAGAGUAUCACUACGAAACCUGAAAUCAUCUCUUCAAGCAGAUGUCCAGAAAUACCAGGCUUAUUUGGCUAAUCUGGAAUCUCAUAUAGCCAUCCUUGAUCAAAAAAUGGAAGGUGUAAAUGAGGAAGUUGAGGCAGCAGAAAUGGAAGUAGAAGCGAUGAAGCAGGAGAAUGCCCGGCUCCAGCACAUCUUUGAUAACCAAAAGUACUCAGUUGCGGACAUUGAGAGAAUAAAUCACGAGAGAAAUGAGUUGCAGCAAACCAUUAACAAGCUGACUAAGGAAGUAGAAGCAGAAGAACAUCAGCUGUGGAAUGAAGAGCUAAAAUAUGCUAGGAAUAAAGAGGCGAUCGAAAUGCAACUGGCAGAGUAUCAUAAACUGGCUCGAAAGCUGAAAUUAAUUCCAGUAAGUGCUGAGAAUUCCAAAGGCCAUGACUUUGAGAUUCAGUUUAAUCCUGAGGCAGGACCAAAUUGCCUAGUCAAAUACAGAACUCAGAUCAAGGCUCCCCUUAUGGAGAUCAUAAACCAGACCGAGGAAGAAAUUAGGAAAGCUACUCAACGGAAAAUGACUUUGGAAGAUACUUUGGAACAGGUGAAUGUAAUGGUAGUGGACAAGAAAAGCAGUGUGAAAAUGCUGAAAGAAGAAGCUGAAAAGCUGGAUGAUCUUUAUCAUCAGAAGCUUAAGGAGGCAGAAGAGGAAGAGCAAAAAUGUGCAAAUGAACUGGAAUUGUUAGAGAAGCAUAAACAAUUACUUGAGAGUGGUGUCAAUGAAGGUCUCAGUGAAGCCACGAAUGAAUUGCAUGAUCUUCAACGACAAUACCAAGUUGUUAUGCAAACAACAACAGAAGAGAGCAGGAAAACUGGUGAUAACUUGAAUCGUCUUUUAGAAGUGAUUGCUACUCAUGUAGUAUCUAUAGAGAAAUAUCUUGACGAACAGAAUGUGAAAAUUGACAGAGACUAUGAAGAAUUCAUGUCUGAAGACUUAUUGUCAGUCUUGACCGGAAUUCUAGACAGUUAUAAAAAGAAGGCUGAAAGUCUGUAAUUACCAAAAAGGUGAAGAUGACAAUGUUGCAUUUGUGAAGCUCUGGUAUGGUGCCUUCUAAAAGGAUGGGUACUUCCUGUGUUUAGUAGUGAAACUGGUUUUAAGUGUAAGGAAAUGUUUAUGAAUUUCCUUUCUUUUAUUGACACAAAUACAUUAAAGAAUUCAACAGUGUAUUUGCAGUUUCUUAAAAAAGGCUUUGGCUUACACUUCCUCCUUGCAAUAUAUUAUACAUGAUUACAAACAUCUGUGACAAGACAACUGUGGAACAACUUAAUUUAAUUUUUUCUUUAUAAUCGAAACAUUUGUGCCCUUCUAAGAACAUUAGUAAGAUGAGUACAGUUAACUUGUUAAAAUAACAAGCCAGAGUGGACUUAAAGAUGGAACCGCAAGUGACAGCACAAAUGUUGAGGGUUCUGAUAAAUUGAAAUACUGUUACUUAAAAAUAACUAGAGGUCUUUGUAAACUUGUAAGAUUGCGAACUGAGAAAAGAAUUACACUUUCCUUUCUGGAGCAUAUUUUGUGCAUUUAAUAAUAUACACAUUUAUUUAGUGCAUAUGCAUGAUAGCGCACAUCCUUCCCAUAGCCUUUCUUUUAGAGCAAGACCAAAUGUAAAUGUCUUUCAGUUCUCCUGCUUGUUCAGUUACAUAUGAAAGUGCUCAGUGACCCCUCUUACAUGAGUAAGAUUUAAAAAAAAAAAAAAACUUAUUUGAAAAGAACAGUAGUAGUCAUACAGUAGUCUUGUAAAUAUUCUAGAGAAAGAAAAAUAGUUUGAAAACAAAGUUCUGUCUCUACCUGCUCAUAGUCCCAGAUGAAACUUCACUGAACUUCUUGAAUAUGUAUACCAGAGAUGGCUCUAAGUAGGACAACAUAUGGAUUCUGGCAAUAUAGCUAAUUAGUUGUAGAUCUGGCUAAUGUUGGAUACAUCAAAACAGUCUAAAAUGAGUCUGCAUUCUUCUUGUUAGACCAGUAGGACAGACACUAUUUGAUUUUUCUUCCUCAGGAAUGUAGCAGUAAAAUUAUUGAAUGGGGAGCUCCAGUCCAAAUACAUUGAAGAAAAUGUAACGCCAUGUCUUGAACAUUUACUUCUUUGUUUAGUGCUAAUGUGGAAGUAGUAUCUUACCUACUCUGUAUAUUCCUUUGUUUAAAAACAAAAACAAUAAAAUCACCAUUUAUGUCUUGGGAUAGUUCAGUUUAUGAUGGUAUUUCGUAAUAAAAUAUUGAUGUAUUUGAGUGUUUUUGAGAGUUCAGUGAUAAAUAGCACUGAUUCAAAUAUAAAAUGAUAAAAACAACUUUGCAGUCUGUUAAAAAAUUUUUAGCGGCUGAUAGCUAAAUGAGGUUGCUCCUUAAUUCUAUAAUUAGACACAAUAUUUGAAUGAAACGCAGAUCCCUAGGAUAUACAACAAAACUUAAGUUGGAUCAUCUUGAACACAGACUGCAAAUAAAAACUGAAUUGUCUGUAAUUCUAGGCUAUUUUUGUAGAGCAUGUAUAAAACUCAGUUGUCCUUAAGAUAGUGUGUGAAUCUUCUGGCUCUAGUAUGAGUAUUUUGUUUCAGAUGUUAUGAUAAUGAUGGCAUUAUUUAAGCGUCUAACUUUCUGUUCUUUUGUUGUACUCCAGAAGUUUAAUUUGAAAGCUAGAAAAGUUUUCUGACAGGUGGGUAGUAUUUCCGCUGUCUUCUGUUGUCCUCUUUCAUUUUACCUUUAUUAUAAACUCUUACUUUGUGGUUUGGGUUUUUUUCUGUAACAGCCUAAUCCUUAUCAAAUCUCACUUCCUUCUCUUUAGAUCUUUCUAAUAUUUUUGUUAUCUAAAGCAAUAUUAUUCUAAUUAAGCAAAACUGUGACAUAUACAGAAUAAUCAUGUUCCUUGAAAAUAUGUGCUUAUUUAGGGGCUGUGCUUUCUCUUGGCUGCCUGAUACCUGUUUGUCUCUGCUUCUAUAAUGGACUAUUCUUGUGUUUAUUAAUAUCUGCAGGUUCUUUGCCAUGUGGAGUAGUCAGAUGAUUGAGUAAAUGAAAGUAAAAUAAAUGUAAUUUCCGAGGACUAAUAGUAACCCAGUGGUAAUGGGUUAAAGAAUCAAGGUCACAACGACCUUCCUUCAUGUAUUGGCAAAUGUAAUAUUCUGAAAUUAGUCUGAGUAAUAAAAAGUCCAUAUUGGUAUGUUGGCAACA
Grus americana (Whooping crane) is the source of this 4207-nucleotide messenger RNA. RefSeq names its product NDC80 kinetochore complex component (gene NDC80). Gene Ontology annotation, biological process: attachment of mitotic spindle microtubules to kinetochore. Bases 122 to 2044 code for a protein of 640 amino acids. Gene Ontology annotation, cellular component: Ndc80 complex. The transcript has 17 exons. The record is from RefSeq and is a predicted model, not a curated record. Lineage: Eukaryota; Metazoa; Chordata; Aves; Gruiformes; Gruidae.